Molecule: messenger RNA, 2753 nt
Organism: Anguilla anguilla (European eel)
Lineage: Eukaryota; Metazoa; Chordata; Actinopteri; Anguilliformes; Anguillidae
Exons: 2
Coding region: 300-2555 (751 amino acids)
Source: RefSeq, a predicted model, not a curated record
UAAAUUCUAAUUUGGAACAUAACGUAUUAAUUAAUAUGGAGUCAGAUAUAACGAGUAAGAUCAGCGGGGACAGUAGAACAUAGAUACAGUAUUCACAGGCUGCUUAAAGAAUAACCUUUUCCAACAGCAACAGAGGAAGACAUUCUGCAUAAACCUUCACUCCGAACUAUUUCCCUCCUUGGUGUAGUUUCGAGAGCCUACAUUUUGGUGACCCCGACGUGAUCUGAUUGCUGUCUGUGGUUUUUGCCUGCGUGACCACUUUCGUAAGACGACAACUUCCUGUCCUACUGUACAUUGAUAUGAGGUUUGGCGUCGCUGUCGUUCUGUUCUACUUCCAGCUGUGGUGGCUUGCUGCAGCAAUCCCAUGGGUGCCGGAUACCAGGAGGGUGUCAGGGAACUCAUGUGUGAAGCUGGGGCAGCGUAUCCUCCUGAACUACCAUCUGAAAUGUGGGAGAUGGGUGUGGAGAUAUUUUAAGGGGCCAUCCACACCUCAUAUCACCAUACCGCCAAGGGAACCAGUUACAUGGCCUCCCGGGAUAGCACCGGAACCAAAUUGUGCCGCAAAAAUUUGCUGUAGGUCAGGUUCCACCCAUCUCCCAUCCAGGACAGUAACUGGCUACACACUUUUGCAGCCCAUAAAAUUCACACAACCCAACACCACAGCCUGGUACAGGCUUAAAGAGUACCCAGGCGCUGACAUUGGCAGCUUACAUCUGCUACAUUAUGAAAAUAACCAUGGCUUAGAUCCAAAAAAGUGCUACCGCACGAUGGAUCUAGAGCCGAGCACCUAUCGAUGCACCCAUACCGAGCCACAUAAUCAAACACACAUAGGAUACACAGAGUUAAUUUUCAAUGUAACCUCCUCCUCUAUUAACGACCGCAGUGGACUUAAAGCCUUCAUCUGGACCAGCCGGAAGGAGGGGACAUACUGCGUGGGGCGAUGCGAGGCUAGUCUGGAGACUUACACCAGUCCCCAGAACUGCACUUGGACUCGGCAUCAUUGUUUUAAUUUAACCACCUGCGGAUAUCACAAGCCCACGCAGUGUCCUAAGACCUACCCUCUCCCUCCUGGUGGUCUCAUUAAGGGAAAUGUAAACAAAACCUUAUUACAUGACGUAAAUCUUGUAAUGGCGCAUGUUAGUUACAAUAUCUCGAACAUCCUGUCAGCUUAUGUAACCCAUUGUGACAUAAAGGACAAAACAUAUGCAUGGCUGCAGGCACGGCUCGAUGAUUUAGUUUCUGAUUAUAAAGGCAGACUUGCCGUUCAAAUUCCACCCGUACGCUCUAAGCGAGACUUGUUCGGAGAUGUUACAGGUCUUUUCGUUUCAGGUAACUCUAUUGCAAACACCUAUAAAAUAACCAAACAAUCUCAAUACUCAGCAUGGUUGGCAAAUCAAGUGGCCACUGGUUUCCAACACCUCACUAAUAGCAAUGAGAAUAUCAUUAAGGCUGUAAGGUCCGAAGCGCAGGCGCUUCUUGCCAUCAGCCAUUCAUUAUUCAAUCAGACCCGUACCAUCGAGCGUGCCUUAGCCUGCAGAACAUAUGCUCAGGAUCUGUUUACUGCUGCCAGACAAGAGAUUUUAGACCUUCGUCUGCGCAAACCCCCGAGGCAUGUUCUAAAUGAUUUGAUAGAAACUUUAGACCUGCACAGGUGGAUUGUGUCAGAAAAAAUGAAAGACAUAAAGCAUGCCGAAUUAUUGACAACUUCUAUGAUGUACACAGGGACUGAAUGUGUGGGAUGUAUUGGGUUCUUUGUUUCUUUUCCUUUAAUUCACCCAGAACAGGUGUACCCAAAUUCCACUACCAUACGCUCUAUCGGCGUAGUAGUGAAGAAUCAGAUUCUAAAAUUAGAUCACCUUACCGGGUAUAUCACUAUGAGGGGCACAAAGACCAUAUUCACCACUCGCAUGUGUUGUCAUGAAACCUCUAGCUAUAUCAUCUGUACCUGUAACACCUUACAACCUUUUUCUCCCAAUGAUACCAAAUUCAUUAGUGUGCAGUCUUUGCAUGGCCACGCUGACGCUAUCCAGGUUUCCCACACACAAUGGUGCGUCAUCAGCGAGAUGAACUCUUUCUCGUAUGGAGGUCUGACCUGUCCAGCAAACCACACUUUCUGCUUGGAAGUGACGGAAGAUUUGGCCAUGGGUCAGAUCAACAUUCUAGGCCGAGUUCCACUGGAGGUAGACGUCUCCCCGUGGUGGGAGGACACAUUCUACGAACAAGGAACGCGGGCCCUGACUGACCUAAUGAGUUUGGUAGAACAGAUCAUCCGUGACACCAAUUACCACAUCAACCAGGCCCAGGUGGAGGUGAAUCUGGCCAAAAGAACAGCGGAGAUCCUGGCCAGCUCCUCUACCCGGUCCGCCCAGGACGCGUACACCUGGUGGGAUUGGGUGUUCCGAGGGUGCGUCAUCGCUAGCGCAGUCAUCUUUACCAUCACCCUGGUUCAAUGCUGUUAUUUUCGACACCUAAUACACUCUCUGCGCACCUCCACUCAUGCUGCUUUGGUUCUCAGCCCCCUCCAGUUGCCAGCGAGACCGGGCUUGAGACCAUAAACACCGGACCUGGACUGCUGUCAAAGUUGGGCAUUUUCAGUGACCCCUGGGACAGCGUUCUGUUUGUCCCACGGGGCCAGAGAGGGGAAUCUGUAAGGCCCACGGGAACAGGCAUAGAGUGGAAUUUCCUCUCUGACUGUCGUAAAGCAAUUCGCCAGGUGCAGAGUCUGAUAUUGUCGGGACAGAGUGACCCGUAAG